This is a messenger RNA of Cyphellophora europaea CBS 101466, 735 nucleotides long. RefSeq lists its product as uncharacterized. Bases 1 to 735 code for a protein of 244 amino acids. Gene Ontology annotation, molecular function: phosphatase activity. Gene Ontology annotation, cellular component: cytoplasm. The transcript has a single exon. The record is from RefSeq and is a predicted model, not a curated record. Lineage: Eukaryota; Fungi; Ascomycota; Eurotiomycetes; Chaetothyriales; Cyphellophoraceae.
AUGCCUCCCACGGUCAUCAUCGUCCGCCAUGCCCAAGGCGACCAUAACGUUGGCAACAAAUGGAGACUGAAGGACGCCACCCUGACUAAGAUCGGCAUGCAACAAUGCGCAAGCCUCGCAGAAUGGUUCCCAUUUCACGACAAAGUUGACCUCAUGGUCUCGUCCCCCCUCCGUCGCACCAUUCAGACCGCUGUUCACUCGUUUGGACCUAUUCUCACUCGCACGGAGGUACCGUUCUUACUUCACCCGAAAGCACAGGAAGUAUCGGAGCGCAAUUGCAAUGUCGGCUUCGCCAAGGAACCUUUGAAGGCAGAAGUUAAGAAAUUGUUCGAGGGGCACGACCUUGGUUACGAUGUGGGAUCCCGUAUCGAUUACGAUGGAGUUGAGGAGGGAUGGAACUCAAAGAAGGGGUAUUGGGGCCCGGAAAAGGAAGCAGUCGAGAAGCGAGCGGCCGACAUGCGUGCCUGGCUGUACGAGCGAUCAGAGAAGACGAUCGUCCUUGUGACGCACGGAGCCUUCCUGCACUACUUCACCGAGGACUGGGAAGGCUAUCACCCUUCUCUGGGGUCUGCUUACCACAAUUGCGAGGUUCGACAGUUCACAUUCACACCGGAAUCCACGCAGGGCGAUGCGCAUAUCAAGGAGACUACCUGGAGUCGGGAGAACAGGUCACAUGUGGCCGAGAAGGAAUCCGUUGUGGUGGCUGAGCGCGAUGGUGUCAGACCAGCCCUGUGA